Molecule: messenger RNA, 906 nt
Organism: Cladophialophora immunda
Lineage: Eukaryota; Fungi; Ascomycota; Eurotiomycetes; Chaetothyriales; Herpotrichiellaceae
Exons: 2
Coding region: 1-906 (301 amino acids)
Source: RefSeq, a predicted model, not a curated record
AUGGCUUUCAAGAGCACCCUCCCUCCCUUCGAAAAGCGGCCAAGGUCACAAAACAAUUGGGCCAGCGCGAAUGCAAAACUUGUUUAUGCCCUUCGCGAAAACUUUUCGGUGUCGACAUGGAUCCUCCUUGGAGCUCUGCUUCAGUCCCUGGUGGUCUUGGUCAUACCUCGCUUCUACGCCAUGCUUCCGUCCCUUCUUGUACUCGGGAUCCGUCUAGCAGACACCAUGGCCAUUACCUUUGGUCGGAAGAAAAACCACUAUCUCGACGAUGCUCUCCUGUAUCGCACUUCUCCGCAGAUCCCGGACGAAGAUGGCACUUUCCAUGAGGAAGCGUCGGAGGAGAAACUCGCCGUCUUCAUGUUGGGAGCGAAAGUCAAUCACCCACUCGGGAUUUUUGCACCAAACGUCAAGACGGUCGGCGACUACCUGACCAAAAUGAUCGAGGACCUCGAGGCCGAGAAUACCGACCUUGGCUUCUACGGCGGUUCCAGUUGGACAAACCAGGACAAGAAUGGCGCCACCGAGAUUCUGAACCUCAGUUAUUGGCGGUCCGCGGAGGACAUUCACAAAUUUGCGUACGGCAAGCUGCACCGCGAAGGGUGGGACUGGUGGAACAAGCAUGUCAAGGAAAACGAUCACAUUGGCAUCAACCACGAAAUCUUCGAGGUGGACCGCAAACACUGGGAGGCCAUCUACGUCAACUUCCAACCCACGCUGCUGGGCGCCACGACGUAUCUGAGAAAAGGCGACAAGAUGGUCGGCGGCACGGUCGAAGACCAGUGGAUCUCCCCUCUCAUUGACGCCAGCAAGGGCAAGCUGCGGAGCAGUGCUGGCCGACUAGGCCGAAAACCCGAGGAGCUCUAUCAGAAGCAUGGGCUGGCCCCGGGUGCUACUUACGAGUCAUGA